AUGCACUUUUGUGAUUUGUUACAAAAAUAUAAAAACUAUUUUAACUAAACAAAAAAAAAAAAACAAAACAAACAUGUCAAAGUUAGUUAUUAUUUUAUUAGCUGUGAUGAUGAUUCAGGCAAAUGGAUCACCUGAUCAACCAGAAGAAGAAUGUCUUGAAAUUGAAGAUGUUAGUCUAGAAGAAGCAUCAACAAUUAUUCAUACAAAAAUACCCAAAUUCGAAGAUCAAUCAAAUAAGAAAUUAACAUGUUUUGCAGCUUGCAUGAUAGAACAAAUGAAUAUCACACACGGUUGUUCUUUUCAAUAUGAACUAGGUAAACAGCAUGUGCUUGGACGUAAAAUAUAUGAUGAAGAUUUGGUGAAUUCAUUGGAUAUAUGUAAGGAUAGUGCGCAAGGAAAAGAACGCUGUGAAUGCGGCUACAAUGUAUAUAAAUGUAUAACUGAUUACUUCAUUUCAUUGAGGGGAAAAGGAUCCAACAAACAUUAAUAAUUUUUGUAAAACUGGGUUUGGUUAGUUGUAUACAGGGUGUUCCAACAUUUAUAAUUU
Molecule: messenger RNA, 547 nt
Organism: Episyrphus balteatus (marmalade hoverfly)
Lineage: Eukaryota; Metazoa; Arthropoda; Insecta; Diptera; Syrphidae
Exons: 2
Coding region: 74-487 (137 amino acids)
Molecular function (GO): odorant binding
Source: RefSeq, a predicted model, not a curated record